GCAGGGGAGUAAUGGGUCAGCAGGACAGAUCAAAACUGGAUCAGCACGGUAAAGCAAUAAUGGAUCUCACCCAACUGAUGAUGAACGGAGACAAUGCCCUCACAGUGGUUGCAGUGUGGGGAUCAAGUGAUAAUCUAGUGCAGGCAUCCAUUAUCAAAGGGGCUUAUGAUCAAUUGAAGAAGGACAUGACGUUUGAAUGUCAUGCCAGGGUCAGGGUUAUGCAUCCUUUGAAUGUAAUAGAGCUUCUGCAAAUCAUCAUCAGGCAAUUCUAUGUGAGUUUUCUUCAACAAAGGUCGAGGACACAAGAAGAUGACACUUUGUGGAUGCAAAUUUUGCACAGUAUGGGAACUAUGAAGGAAGAUGGUCUAGCUUAUGCUUUCAUGAAAUUACUGAAUGAGAAAAGUUAUCUAAUUGUGUUUGAUGACCUGCACACCAUUGAAGAGUGGGAUCGUAUGAAAUCAUGCUUCCCGGACAACAAGAAAGGAAGCCGAAUUAUUCUGACCACCGAGCAAGUUGAAGUUGCAAGCUUAUGCAUAGGGUCAGAGAAUGUAGCCCUAGAUCACAAGCAUUUGUCUUCCGAUCGAAAUGUUUUUGCUUUCUACAAGCAGGAUUCUGAAGAUAGAACGAACUCAAUGGAGGCAGGGUCUAGCUCUAAUUCAGCCAGUACCGGUAGCAACAUCUCAGAGGACAGGAAGAUCCUUAAUCGGAUAAGGACGCUAAAAGCAACUUUCAAGGAUUCUCAGCUAAUUGGGCGAGAAAGAGAACAAUUUGAUAUUAUCAAACUAAUUACAAAUGAAAAUCAACACCUUGAGGUGAUAUCUGUGUGGGGAAUGGGUGGCAUUGGGAAAACCAUGCUGGUCAGAGCUAUGUGCCAAAAUCAAGGGCUAAUGGACCAAUUUGAAAAGUGUGCUUGUGUCGCCGCUAUGCGUCCUUUGAAUGUCGAUGAGCUCCUCAGAAGUGUAGCUCUGCAAUUUGGUUAUAAAGAUGCCAUUGACUUGACUAGAAAGUUAGAAAACAUGAAAUACUUGAUUGUUUUUGAUGACAUAGUAUCCACUGCAGAAUGGAACAUUAUAAUACCAUAUUUUCCUGCUACAGACACAUCAAGCAGGAUCAUAGUGACUACAAGGAUGGAGCAUAUUGCUAAACAUUGUUCGAAGAAGGAGGACAACAUAUACAAUCUCCGAAGUCUGGGAUAUAGAGAUGCACGAGCCCUCUUCACAAAAAAGGUGUUUGGCUCGAUCAUAGAUAUUGAUGAGCGUUGUCCAGAGUUGAUCGAAUCAACAAAUCUGAUUCUGAAGAAGUGCAAUGGACUUCCCUUAGCGAUAGCCACCAUAGGGGACUUCUUGGCAACCCGACCAAAAACCAGCGAGGAGUGGAUGAAACUAAGUGAGCAUAUCAGUGCUGAGUUGUCCAUGGAUCCAAUUCUUGAGACAGCAAAAAAAAUCUUUAUAAGAAGCUAUGAUCGUUUACCCUAUCACCUCAAGUGUUGUUUUUUGUAUUUGUCCAUAUUUCCUGAAGAUUAUAUAAUUAGACGGAGAUUGUUAGUACGGCGUUGGAUAGCAGAAGGUUACAUAAAAGAGGUGCGUGGCAAGUCUGCAGAAGAAAUAGCAGACAACUACUUCAUUCAACUGAUAGACAAGGGCAUGAUCCUACCAUCUAUGCCAUCAGCUUUUACCAGAAAAGAAAUUGACUCAUGCCUACUCCAUGAUCUUAUCCGUGGAGUAGGCACCUCAAAGUCAAUGGAAGAAAAUCUUGUUUUCAGAUUGGAGGAAGGCUGCAACUUGAACAAUCAUUGCACAGUGCGUCACCUUGCUAUAGAUGGCAACUGGGAAAGAGACCAAAGAGAGUUCAAGAGGAUAAUGGACCUCUCACGUGUGAGGUCAAUAACAGUAUUUGGAAAGUGGCGGCCAUAUUUUAUUUCUGAACAGAUGAAGUUGCUACGAGUGUUAGACUUGGAAGGCACUUCAGGUCUACUUAAUCAUCACCUGGAGCACAUCGGGAAGUUUCUUCAUCUGAUUUACAUUUCUGUAAAAGGAUGUGGUGAAAUUUUCCGCUUGCCAGAUUCAUUGGGUAACCUGAGGCAACUCCAGACACUAGAUGUCAGAGGGACAUCCUUGGUGAUGCUGCCAAAAGCCGUCACCAAGCUUCAGAAGUUGCAAUAUCUCCUUGCUGGUAGCAAAUCGGCAGAUGUAGAAGACGGGCUUCUGGCUAUAGGACCGGUGUGCUGUGCUGCAUGUUGUGCACCUCAUCUUGCUGGCAUUGAUGGCUUCAACCGGCGUGAUGCAUGCACUCUGGCUUGCUGCGUUGCAGUCCCUUCUGUUAUGAUGGGCCUACAUGCUGGUGGAGUUACGGUGCCAAGAGGGGUGAGUAAACUGGAAGCUCUGGACACACUGGGUAUAGUGAACCUCGCACGGGAAGAUGCUGUUAUACAUGAGAUAAAAAGGCUCACCGGGCUGCGUAAGUUGGGUGUAGUUGGCAUCAACAAGAAAAAUGGUUUAAACAUUUGUUCAGCCAUUUCUAAUCUCAGUCACCUCGAGUCGUUGUCUUUGCAGUCGGAUGACGAGACAGGUUUAUCUGGAUGCAUUGGUGCAUUUUCCUCGCCUCCAGAUAAGUUGCAGAGCCUCAAGCUGCAUGGUAACCUUAGCGAGUUGCCUGAGUGGGUACCAGAGCUCUGGAAUCUUGUGAAGCUGAAGUUACAGGGCUGCAAGAUAUUGGAGCAUGCUGCUGCCAUACAACUCCUCGGGAGCAUACCCAGCCUUGCUAUCCUGUGUCUAUGGAAGCAAUCCUUCAAAGGUGAAGAGAUCCGUUUCAAUUUCCAGCCGAAUGCGUUCCCAAGCCUGAAGGUGCUGGGAAUGGAUCACCUAGGUGACCUCAAAUCUGUGGAGUUUGAAAAAGGAGCAAUCCCUAAGCUUGAGCUGCUGCAGUACUCUGGUUUGCAGCCCCAAAACAACAGUCGAUUGUUUUGUGGGCUACCGUAUCUGCCAAGCCUCCGGACAGUUCAGAUACAUGGUCGCUAUGCCUUCAUUGAAGAUUUGCAGGCCCAACUUGCCAUGAAUUCAAACAACCCUGUUUUGAAUGUAAUUGAGCUCCAGAGUUGAUUUCAUAGUUGGGUCUCAGUAGUUUUGUAUCUCCCUGAUUCAAUCUGCGUGCCGUAAUUGGCAUUCUUCCGUGUCUCCGGACGAUAUGUACCCCAAUCAAUACUUUUUUUUCUCAUGUUUUCUGUAUAAUUUUGCUUUAUACCUCAAAGAUAACUGAUAGUCUUAUCAGUUGGUAGAUUUACCUGC
Messenger RNA from Lolium perenne, 3284 nucleotides. Its product is annotated as disease resistance protein RPM1-like. Gene Ontology annotation, molecular function: ADP binding. NCBI's taxonomy places the organism in Eukaryota, Viridiplantae, Streptophyta, Magnoliopsida, Poales, Poaceae. Gene Ontology annotation, biological process: defense response to other organism. The record is from RefSeq and is a predicted model, not a curated record.